CCUUCACAUCUGGCUACUUUGGUUUUUCUCCAGAAGUGAAUACUGCAAAAAGCCUGAAGAAGAAUGUGAGAGGGGGGAGAUGAAGAAAGGUAUGUGAAGAAAAGGGAGAGGAAAAUAUUAUAAACGCAGCGAGAGAAAAAUACAAACCAUAGGAAAGAUGUGGGAAAACUGACCCCGAAAAAAAAUCCUGGUGGAAAAACAGUGAGUUAAACAGUAGAUUUCCAGGAAGAGACAGAGUGAGCAACAGAGAAACACAAACAGAGGAGCAGAAAAAUAGUGCCUUCGGGAACCAGCAGGUCACAGUAUGGCACUGUUCCCUUUCUGCAAGGCGUCAUCAGCAGGACCAAUCAGAGUGAGCAGAAUACAACUAGUCCUGUGCUGUUUUCUCCUGUCUCUUAUCAUAUACUACCUUCAUGGCAGCAGAGCUGCUGCCAGAGUGCACCCAGCUCACCCUAUAUUUCAUCCCUUGGAAAUGGACAGGGGGAGAAAAGUGACAGACAUGGAGGUGCUCAAGGGAGCAGAAUCGCAGACUCCUGCAGAGACACCAUGGGGUGCUCCCUUGGUGUGGGGUGACAGCCGCCACUCGGCAUCGUGCAGGGCUAAAUUUGCACAACGGGAAAUGCGCAUAGGUCUGCUGGUCUUGGUGGUGGGGACUUAUGCCCAGUUCAUCAGGCGUUUCCUGUACUCGGCUGAAACCUACUUUCUUCCUGGUCAAGUAGUCACAUACUACAUCCUCACAGAUAAUCCCCGCUCUCUGGAUCCUCCCGUCAAGCUGGGGCCUGAACGAGAGAUGAAGGUGGUUCCUACUGUCGAGGUGCCCGGGUGGGAAAGGCUGGCUCAUCGUCGAAUGACCCUUCUUGGUGAUGCCAUCCAAAAAUCAAUUGACAGUGAGACUGAUUACAUCUUCUGUGCUGAUGUUGACCAGGAGUUUGUUGCUCCUGUUAGAGCGGAAAUCCUUGGAGACCUGGUGGCUACACUGCACCCAGAACUCUAUGGGAUGCCAAGAAAUGCUUUCCCUUAUGAGGAUGAUGAAGGCUCAUCAGCUUACGUGGAGGAGGAUGAAGGAGACUUUUACUACACCUCUGAGUUUUACGGCGGGGCGGUAUCUGAGAUGUACAAACUUGCUCGCGCUUGUUCUUUGCUCAUUCUUCAGGACCACGCUGAUGGGAUAACAGCCAGGGGCCUAGAGGAGAGCUACCUGAACCGAUACCUGAUUGACCAGAGGCCGACCUGCGUGCUGUCCCCAGAGUACAGCUGGUGGGAUUCUGACCUGUCUGCUCAAGUGCCUGUACAUAGGCUGCUGUCCUUGGGAAGGCAAUGUGAGUCUUAUAAUGAUAAGCAGAGAGAAGAACACAAAUGUUGAUUUUUUUUUUUUAAUGAAAAAAAAGACCCAUAAAUCUACACAGAGGACUGUUUCUAUUGUUAUAUCUGACUGUGCUGUUAUGACAGGACAGAUGAUGGAAAGAAAAGAUAACGGAGGGGCACAUACUGCAGUUAACGUCACAAUUUCCAUUUAACUGUUUGUUCUAUAGGCCAAUAAAUGCAGCCUGCAAUCACACCAGAGCAAACUGCGCAAUCUGCACUGAAUUAAAGAUCCAUUUGGGGGAACGAUCCCCUGCACCUCCUAUCUCUGCCAGAGCAGACAAAAAGAAAUUGACCUGUCUCUUUAAAAGGAAAGUCCUGUCUACUCCAUUAAUGUCAGCCUCAGAGAUACUGCUCCAUUGGCUUUGUGGUCAGCAGCGAUAAGAGUCAACAGAGUAAGUGCACUCUUUUCCCCACAGUGGCCAAUCAUUAACUAGAAGAGCUGCUGUUUCAAGGUUUUUAAAGACCAGGUGGCUGAAAAUGGACGCAACAGGAUGCUGUCUGCCCAGAUUGCACGUGUCUAAAUUUGAGCUUUGUCAGAGUAAAUGUUUUUGAAAAUGUUUCAGGAUGUACUGAAUAGUUUCCACUAUAAGCUGUUUUAUGACUUGGAGUAAAAAGCAAACUCAAACGA
Haplochromis burtoni (Burton's mouthbrooder) is the source of this 1993-nucleotide messenger RNA. RefSeq names its product globoside alpha-1,3-N-acetylgalactosaminyltransferase 1. Gene Ontology annotation, cellular component: membrane; Golgi apparatus; vesicle. Gene Ontology annotation, biological process: carbohydrate metabolic process. The coding region runs from base 305 to 1363 and encodes 352 amino acids. Gene Ontology annotation, molecular function: hexosyltransferase activity. The record is from RefSeq and is a predicted model, not a curated record. Lineage: Eukaryota; Metazoa; Chordata; Actinopteri; Cichliformes; Cichlidae. The transcript has 3 exons.